UGUGAGUCACUUACAACCGGAAGGCCAACCUCUGGCUGUAGCUACCUGGUGCGCCUCUUCUACCUUGACGCUCAGUCAAUCAUGUCUGCUGGCACCUCCAGCAGCCUUACGCAUGGUUCAGGACGUGGCGCAGGCCACAGGCUUCGGUCCAGCCGGAGCAACAGCCAGGGGUCGUCCUAUGAAGAACGUUGUGUGGACCCAGUUGAAGACAGAGCACAAAACCCAGAGCCGAAAGGAGUCCACAAAGCUGACCUGAAGGAUGCUAAUGGCAGACAGUAUGAGACCAUUGGCUUCAUUCCUGGCUCAGCUGAGCCAUCCACUGCAACCCAAACCUGCAAUCCAUGCGCUUCUCCAAGAAGCUGUAGGACUUUUAUAUGUAGCAUACUUACUUGCGGCCUGUACAGGGUCUGCCAGAACUCCAUCCUCGCUCCAUGCCUGGCACCAAAGGAGAGUUCACCAGAUGAACCAGAGAGGUUGAGUCUCCAAGCUAUGAACUCAAGAGACAACAAAGAAGAGUACACUGCAGAAGAACCCUGGUUGGAGGAUCUCCACAUUGCUGGAGUCAAAGUGGACAGCACAAUAGAGUAUUUAGGUGCUAAAACCAAUCCUCCCACUUUGCCAUACGUGCCACCUCCUGGUGUUCAGACACUGCCGAGCCACCAGUCGCUGCAUGAGUCUAUAAGGAUUGAUGACUGGGAGGAUGGGGAGGAGAAUGUGGACUCCCUGAUUACUAAGAAGCUGCUGGAGCUCUACUCUGAAUAUCAGAUUGAAGAACUGGCCCGGUGCACCUCAGACUCGGUGUUCCUGAAAAAGAGCAAGGCCAUCAACCAGCUCAUCAACUCACUGGCUGAGGAACAUAAAAUGGAUGAGCAGGAGGCCGAGUGUCGGCUAGUGCGUGGAAUCAUCCGCAUUAGCACUCGGAAGAGUACUAAGAAGAGGCCGCACAUCUCCAGGAAUGAGAGGACACUGUCGGACAGCGGAAACGAGACGAUGAGGGAGAGCGAGUCCUUUUCAUUGAGCAACAACAAUGACUACAAAUCAAAUCCCAAUAUCCAGAUAUCAGAUUUGACCUCCUCUGAUCAGUGUGCCAGGGAGAUUUGGAGGAACAAUGGAGGUCACACUUCUAGUUCCCCGACAUCAUACUCCACUUCACACACAGAGACAAAUUCUUCAGGUGUCCCGCUGAUCCGCACCUAUGUGAGAACAUGAUUCACUCACCACAUUUUUUUUUAUUUGUCAAACUGUGUCCAAAAGGUGACAUACGGGACCUCGAAAGGAGACCCUACUUGCACACGAGUGCCUGGCUGAGCCAAGCUGUUUGCAGAGACCGUGGCUUUGCUGUGGCAAAAGGAAAAUGUGAAAUUUCACAUUGUCUGAAGGACUUCAGUGAACUCAGGGCUCUGUGUGUAGAUAUUUCUGGUUCAUAAAUGUUAUGUUUGUGUUUGAAGGAUUGCUUAAUGGGGAGCUUGUCCUGCAGGCAGACGUCAUCAGCAGCUCUUAGGUGAUGUAUCAUACAUGUUGUAUAACCGUCCCCUCGUCCUUGAAGGAGUUAGGAUCCUACGAGCUUGCUCUGAUUUUACUCUUAGAUUUAAAGUUUGUCGUUGGUGUUGUUUCUGUUGUUUUGCACAUUUCAAAUGCCUUCAUUAUUGUUGAUUUGAUGAGUAUGUGUUUGCUUUCAGUUUUGUGGCUAUGUCGCAAAUAUUUAGUUAAUGAGUCUACAUAAAGUUCUGAUAGUUUCCGGAAUUUGAAUAAUUUUCUAAGUGAAGCACCUGGUUGGUGUCACUGCAUACUUUCUAUGUAGAGGAAAAGUAGAGUUUUCAUUGUAAUUGUAUUGUGUUUCGUUACGUCCAAUUGGAAAUACAAGUUAAAGGCUGCAAAAAAAGCCUUCAGGUGUUGUUUUUUUAAAUAUUUCAUAUCAUUAGUUAAUAUUCAGACAACAUGGAAUGUGUUUUUUGUUUUUUCAAAUCAGUUUAUUAUUUGUUUCAAAACAUGAAGUUCAUACAAAGCUGAUAACUCUUAAGCUCGUAUCUUAACUGUGUGCUGGAUACAUUUUGAUUGUGACUGUUUUACCGUUUGCUUUCAAUUCUCAAAUAUUAUGUGAGCCAGCGUGAUCUGCAGCUACACUGUAGGUUGUAUCGUGCGCUGUAACUUAUUAGCGAUGUUUAUCUCAAGCUGACUCAUGAAGUGAAGGUGUGUUUUCAUGACAACAAAUGUACUUGCUGUAUUUACCCUCGGGUCCUGACGGGGAUUUUCCCAGCUGAGUCACUCAGUCCAUUUUUUUUUUUUUUGCCCUUUAGCAUUAUCAGUUUAUGGUUACAGUUGUUAAGGAACAUAACUGUAGUAAUUUAAUACAAAUGGUAAACUAGUUCACGUAUUCUGCAAUGUGUCACCCACGAUCUGUUUUACUUACAUGUGUAAAGAAUAAAGUUUUUUUUGUAAUCAUUCUGUAAAAUCUUCCAGAAUACUUGAAGUUUUUGUAGUGCCCAACCCCAGCAUGGUUAGAAUGGAAUGAUGGGAAACUUGUUCUGGUUUGGACCACGAAGACCAAAAUUUAGGUGAAGUAAUGAAUUGCUGACUAUAUCUAUCAAACUAUACUUCUUACUUUACUGAAAGGGUUGAAUUGUUUGGUGAAGCCUUUUGCAUUUUGUUGCUAAUGACACAUUAUAGCUGUAGCUGAUCGAAUGUUUAGGUGUUUCUCUUUGUUUUUCUUUUUUUUUCAGCAGAAAUAUGUUGUAUCAGGAACUAAUCUCUGAUAUCAGAUGUGGCUUUUUUUAAACCAAUAAAGAUUAUGAAGUGGAACAAAAACAGAUGUUUUGUUUGUCACUGAGAGUAUGGCCACAUGAGGGAGUCAGAGCGUGCAUUAUUUUUGACAGUCUUUCCUCUCUUUCUUUUUCUGCUGGAGUUCCUGCAUAAUCCUAGCUAAGAAUAAGAUCAUGUGUUUUCACAUUUGUUGUUUAUUUGUUUAAGUAUAAUAUUGACAUAAGCAGCCAUUGACAGUAAUAAUGGGUUUAUUUUUUGUGAUUUUCGUGACACUUGGAUGAACACUACAUUCAGGAACAGUCUUUGUGGACAAAAAGCAGCUCUCUUAAUAAAUGUAACAUUUUUGUAUUGCUUACAAGAUUCGCUUAUUUCGUAGAAAACAAAAUGUUGUACUCAUAAAUAUACAAUGAUUAGUGUAUAAUUAUGUCUUCCAACAAAUUGUUCACCACCCUCAUAAAAACAGUGGAUGAGACUUAGCAUUUCCAUCUAAUCGCGUUUUAUGUAACUAGACACCAGCCACAUAAGUACUAUGCCAUAAGUUACUUGUAAUUUAAAGAUCACAAAUAACGCUUUAAAACUCUGUAUGACCCUUUAACAUUUGUGCGUGUAUAUUUUCAUCAUCUCUUUCUCUUUAGGUCUUUUUCCUUCCUCAUUUCAACCUCAUCCUCUUAAUCCUUACCUCAAGCCUCAUCUCCAGAACUAAAGUCAGGGCACCAGCACAUGAAAACAUGCAUUAUCCUGAUAUUGGCGCAGGUAAUAAAACUUCUUGCCAACUGAUUAGGCAUGUGACACUCCCAUCUCCAGACAGCUAAUAAAAAGGUUGUCUAAACAAUAACCACAGCUGGUUAUAAGCUAACACUAUGCCACCUAAUGUUAGGCUCGAGUGUCCUAAAAAUCACACUUUCCCUCAAGUUAACAGUUUGAUAACAUUUACACAUAUUAUGAGAGUUCAUUCAUUAAGUGUACAUUAAUGUUAUAUCCACUUCAGAGAAAGUCUCAGUAACGCCAGUGAAUAGCAGCAAAAAUAACAUUGCUUGUAUCGCUGUCAUCAGACAGAAAUGAGCUUCACUGACUCAUCAACUCCUUUUAGAUUCCUUUCAGAAGGUUUUACAGCCUCCACCACAAUAAAUAGGUGUGGACAGUCAGCAUACUGACAGCUGAGGUAAACAGCAGACAGACAGCCUACGCUGACCACAGAUGAACAGCAGUUGUUUCCCCUACACUGUAGCAAGGAUUAUGCACUUACAUUGCGAAGGGUAAGAAGUUAAAAUUCACUUGACUGCAAUCUGCAACCUACUGACAUCUAGCAGUGGUAUUUUACACACUGUAUCUUUAAGUCCUAAGAUCAUGCACAGAUGUUCACUAAUCAUAUCAAAUAAAUCCAAAAGGGAGCAACAUAAAACAGAUCUAACAGAUAUCAGACACAAGAAAAUCAAAGUAGAGAGAAACUAAAAAUAAUAAAAAUUUCAUACAAGAAAUUGACAGGAAAACACAGCUAACUUAUGAAAGGAAGGAGUGAUGUAAGCACAGCUAGGGGAAGGUGAGUACACAUGGUUGCCAAGAGCCCCCUUCUUGGCAACCAGGUAAUUGCUUAGGUAGUGAAAAGACAGAAAACAAAACAAAUAGUGUCUAAUAGGAUAUGUAUGUGCAUUUAACAUUAAAUGUGACAUCUGACUAUGCUAAAAGCUAUGAUUAACGGGAAUAGGCACACCUUAUGUUUUGAAUCUAAUGUGCUGUGGUCCUACUCCCCCAUCUGUAACAUUUCCUCCUCUGUUGUCUUCAAAUAAUGGAUUGCUCCUGAGAUCACAGUCACCUAGCAAUAUGAAGCAAACAACCGGGGAUCAACCUCAUUAGCUGUAUGUCUGGACUUAUGUCUCCAUUAAGGCGAAAUUAUCACUGCCAAGACACCGUUAUGUUGUCUAUGCACCACUUUUUAGCUACCUACUAUACUUUGAAGAUGAGGUGUGCUGUAUGGUGCUUACCUACAGAAAAAAGAAAACCUAUGGAAAACACUGAAACAAGACAAAAUGACAGUAUGCACUGUCGGCUAUGUGCUAUGUUCUUCUAUAUGUAUUGAAAAGCUUCUGAAUAUACAAGAGAAUAUACAAGUCCACAAUUCAUAAAAUUA
Molecule: messenger RNA, 4888 nt
Organism: Haplochromis burtoni (Burton's mouthbrooder)
Lineage: Eukaryota; Metazoa; Chordata; Actinopteri; Cichliformes; Cichlidae
Gene: kdf1b
Product: keratinocyte differentiation factor 1b
Exons: 4
Coding region: 82-1209 (375 amino acids)
Biological process (GO): regulation of epidermal cell division; keratinocyte development
Cellular component (GO): cell junction
Source: RefSeq, a predicted model, not a curated record